CAUGUUGCGGACGCUGUGGUGGCGGUGCCGGCCGGGGCCUGCGCUGGGGCCUGCACCGGGACCGGGCCUCGGAGCAGGCCUCGGUCCAGGCCCCGGCCUCGGGUGCGGCCUCGGCCCCGGUCUGGUCCCGGUGCGGGGCCGCAAGAGCCGCCACGAUCCCCCGGCCAAGAGCAAGGCCUCGAGGCUGAAGGUCCCGCCGCCCGUGGAUCCCGAGGAGCUGUUGGUGAUCACUGAGCGGUACCGGCAGCACCGCCUGGUGCUUGGAGCGCUCCGGGCCGAGUUCAGGGCCGAGGUCCUGCGGGCCAAGCGGGAGGCGCUGCUGACGCAGGAGGACUCAGCCCGGCUGGAGCAGGAGCACAGGAGCCUCAUGGCCUGGAACCAGGAGCAGAACACACUGCAGCGGGAGCGCAGGGAGGAGAGACUUAGGAAACAAGAGGAAGAGGAGAGGCUGCAGAAGCUGAAGGCUGCCGAGACCCAAGCCAGGAAGAGGGAGGCUUUACUGAAGGAGAAGGAGAAGGAAGUUCUCCGGCUCCAGGAAGAAGCCAAAACCUUCAUCACCCUGGAGAACCUGGAUGCCCGGAUCGAGGAAUGCCUGGACAACCCCCGCAACUACAACUUUGCCAUUGACAAGGAAGGGCGGAUUGUCAAGCGGACAGUGUUGUCCUAACAGCUCCACUGAGGAGCCACUUUCUUUCCUUCUCAUGGAUAAAUCCACCUGGAAUUGGUGGGGAACACCCCUGUGGCUCUGCUGCUUCCGAAGGGAUAAUGCCUGCGGGAAGGAGGGUGAGGGAGAAACCUGGGCUCACAACAAGUGAGUCUCAGCCCUGAGGAGCUGCUGGUGUUCGUGUGCCUCCUGCUCUGCCUCUGGAAUUGCACCUCCCACAUCAUCCCUCCUGUUUUCACACCAAGCGUGGAGGGAGUGGGGAACAGGAAGGAUCCCAAGGCACAUCCUGGCUCUGCGCUCCCUGGGGCUGUUUCUCCAUCCCUCUGGGUGCUUAUGAAGGAAAACAGCUCUGAGUGGCUUAGUGGGAAACACCGACCCUCCCCUUUAUGUUGGUAGGGGGUAAGAAUUCACCGUGCCUCUGGUUCGUGCUGUGGUCAAGGGACCUCUUGGUCCUGUUUGUGCAAAGCAGGGUUUAAAGCACAUCUGUACAGCAUCA
Messenger RNA from Melopsittacus undulatus (budgerigar), 1160 nucleotides. It is a transcript of the gene MRPS26, whose product is annotated as mitochondrial ribosomal protein S26. NCBI's taxonomy places the organism in Eukaryota, Metazoa, Chordata, Aves, Psittaciformes, Psittaculidae. Gene Ontology annotation, cellular component: mitochondrial small ribosomal subunit. The transcript has 4 exons. The coding region runs from base 2 to 667 and encodes 221 amino acids. The record is from RefSeq and is a predicted model, not a curated record.